Molecule: messenger RNA, 1464 nt
Organism: Malassezia japonica
Lineage: Eukaryota; Fungi; Basidiomycota; Malasseziomycetes; Malasseziales; Malasseziaceae
Exons: 1
Coding region: 1-1464 (487 amino acids)
Cellular component (GO): nuclear speck; commitment complex; U2-type prespliceosome
Molecular function (GO): poly-pyrimidine tract binding; pre-mRNA 3'-splice site binding
Source: RefSeq, a predicted model, not a curated record
AUGAGCGGCUUCCAGGAUUCCGACAUGUACCGCUCGCGUAAGCGGUACUCGCACGAGGGCGACUUUGAGAGCGAAAAACGGUACCGCCGCGACUUUGAUGGACCGCACGACCGUGACGACCGCUUCCGCGGCCGCCGCGACGACCCGCCGCGCCGCCGCGACGAGUUCCGCGGCGGAGGCGGGCGGCGCUUUGGGCCGCGCAUGUCGCCCCCGCCGCCGGGAACGAAGCGCCUGACGGAGCGCGUGCGUGCGCGUACGCUGUGGGACAUUAUCCCCAAGGGCUUUGAAGAGACGGAUCCCAUCUCGGCCAAGGCGACCGGCUUCUUUGGCGCGCCUGUCAACUCGAGUGUCGCCGCGAUCACCGCUGAAGGGCUCGACGAGACGGUGCCGCCGAGCGUGCUGCAGUCGCGCAUGGACCCGCUCCUUGCCGCAGCGCUGUACAAUGCCAAAAAGCACCAAAAGCUGCGCCGCCUCGACGUGUCGGGCAUCACCACCGACAUGUCCGACGCGACGCUGCGCGACUUUUUCAACCAGACCAUGACGGAAAAGAAGAUUGUCGCGAGUCUCGGCACGGAGCCGUGCCUGCGGGCAGAGGUGUACCCCGAGCGCAACUAUGCGAUGGUCGAGUUCCGGCACCCGGACGACGCGACAAACGCCAUGUUCCUCGAAGGCACCGAGUUCCAGCGCAGCGCGCUGCACCUCGAGCGUCCGGACGACUACAGCGGCACGGACACGUCCUAUGCGACGAUCCGUUCGCUGCACACGACCGUGCCCGACGGCCCCAACAAGCUGUACGUCGGCAGCAUUCCCACGUUCCUCAAUGCCGACCAGGUCACGGAGCUGCUCAAGGCCUUUGGCGAGCUGCGCCACUUUGAUCUGCUGCUCGACCGUGCGGGCAACUCGCGCGGAAUCGCCUUUUGCGAGUUCUUUGACGAGACGAUGACGCACAUUGCCUGCGAGGGUCUCAAUGGCCUGCUGGUCGGCGAGCAACGCCUGGUCGUGAAGCGCGCCAUGCCCGAGCAGGACGAGGAGGAGGACGUGCAAGAGACGUCCGAGACGCCGACCAAGGCCAUGACGAUGCUCAACAUGGUCGCGCCCGAAGAGCUCGAAGACGACCAAGAGUACCAAGACAUUCUGGAGGACGUACGCGAGGAGUGCGUCAAGUACGGCACGAUUACCGACGUCCGCAUUCCCCGGCCGUACUCGACGAUGCAGAGCGAGGCGUCGCGCUCGUGGAAGGAGCGCCUCGACGCCAACCCCGGCGCGGGCGCCGCCAAGGAGCGCCGGGGCGUCGGCCGUGUCUAUGUGCAGUACGCGACCGAGGCGCAGUGCACCGCGGCGCUGCAGGCCAUUGCAGGCCGCCAGUUUGGCGGGCGCAUGGUCAUUUGUGCCUACAUUCGGGACGAGGCGUGGCCGGACGAAGAGGACGGCGCGAACCCCAACGACCAGCAGCUGGAUAAGUAG